GUACGGAGAGAUGAUGUCUGUUGGUUGGGAAUGAAAGGUUGAUAAAAUUUUGGGCUGAACGAGAGAGAAACCCAUAUUCUGUCAUGGCGUAACCGAAUUACGUAACCCAAUUCAGUAUUAACGUUUACUUUAAGGCCCAUUUAAAGAUGUUCUAAACCCGACGAUCUGUCGUUGGACGGCACGCUUAAAAUGCUUGCCGUUUUAUUAAAUUCCGGCGAAUUUACGCACGGUCUUGGGUCCUGAGAUUUCUAGUUCGGCUGCCCUGUUGCUCGUCUUGGUUUUCUCCGGUUGCCGUCACUUAAAUUCGGACGUCUCAAUUGGGUGUCUGAUCUGCAGUCUUUCACUCUCUUACAGAGUCUUGCGCCGUUUGAAGCUAAUUGCAAGUACGGAAGAUGAAGAUUGAUCCUUCUCCUAAACAACCUUUAUUCUGCUUGAAAUGGCCAUGGGAUAUUGAACAUCAUCCUAAAAAUUCCAAUGGUUGCAGCUUUGAGACUCCUUGGCUAUUCAAAUCAUUGCAUACUCUUGGAUCAAUUGCUUUCAAUUCCUUUAAUUCAAUUUCCAAAUCCUCAAAUUCUUUGAUUCAUACCUUUAAUCCCAUCAAAUUGGAUGUCGGAACCAGCCAAAGUAAAAGCAUAAAGUCCCGAAAGAAGGUCUUCACUCCUGAAGAGCAAGGAGAGGCAGAGCAAAGAGCAUUUGCAUCUGCACUAGCUAGUGGGAAAGAAGCUACUGUGCUUGAAUUCUACUCACCCAAAUGCAGGUUGUGUAAUUCUUUGCUUAAUUUUGUCUUGGAGCUUGAGAAUAGGAAUUCAGAUUGGCUAAAUAUUGUCAUGGGAGAUGCGGAGAAUGAUAAAUGGCUGCCUGAGCUACUCCAUUAUGACAUAAGAUAUGUUCCUUGCUUUGUGCUGUUGGACAAAAAUGGGAAGGCACUGGCAAAGACGGGUGUUCCAAGCAGUCGGCUACAUGUAGUUGCAGGUCUAUCACAUCUUCUCAAAUUGAAGCGCCCUCAGAGUAAUAAUCGGUAGCCUAUAUUGUGUAUGUAGCAUCAUAAGUUUGUGCAAGAAACUGACAAUGAGAAUAUGAUUUAUUGUAUCCAAAUUGACAGUUUUAAGAAAUUGAUCUAGUAGAGCUUUUUGGCUCAGUUGGGAUUUUCUUUUCUUCUCA
Molecule: messenger RNA, 1161 nt
Organism: Jatropha curcas
Lineage: Eukaryota; Viridiplantae; Streptophyta; Magnoliopsida; Malpighiales; Euphorbiaceae
Product: Thioredoxin superfamily protein
Biological process (GO): cell redox homeostasis
Source: RefSeq, a predicted model, not a curated record